AUGGUACGCGCCGCGUCCGACAUUCCGUCCUUCAACGCACCUUCCUCCUCUGCUGCUCCCAAGCCUGCCCCAACGCCUGCGGCCACCGAGAAGGCGCCGCCUAAGCCCAGGCGUCAGUUCAAGGCCAAGAAGGCAGCAUUGACCAUGACUCCGAACGCCGUGUCCCGUCUUCGCGCACUCAUGUCGUCGCCCACCGAGCCCAAGAUGCUGCGUAUCGGUGUCAAGACGCGCGGGUGUGCCGGCAUGGCGUACCACCUCGAGUACGUUGACCCUCCUGGAGGCAAGUUCGACGAGGUCGUCGAGCAGGACGGCGUCAAGGUUCUUAUCGACUCGAAGGCGCUCUUUUCGAUCAUCGGUAGCGUCAUGGACUGGCGGGAUAACCGGUUGAGCGCCGGCUUCGUGUUCGAGAACCCGAACAUUGUCGACACGUGCGGAUGUGGCGAGAGCUUCAACAUCCGCUUUUAG
Molecule: messenger RNA, 465 nt
Organism: Cutaneotrichosporon oleaginosum
Lineage: Eukaryota; Fungi; Basidiomycota; Tremellomycetes; Trichosporonales; Trichosporonaceae
Biological process (GO): iron-sulfur cluster assembly
Cellular component (GO): mitochondrion; cytoplasm
Molecular function (GO): 2 iron, 2 sulfur cluster binding
Source: RefSeq, a predicted model, not a curated record